AUGACUUCUGCAAAAUUAGUCGCAUUGGUCGUGUUCCUUCUACCUGCAUGCCUCAGCAAUAUAUUAAAUUUCACUCCUACCAUUAUUACCCAUUUGAGGCAACUUCCGAAAUGUCCUAGGAAAACCGACGACUCAAGAGCAACGAUGAGGUCUGUGUUUACGCUGCCCACAACGUCUUCCGCCAGAAAGUCGCAAAAGGUGAAAAAGUGGCCGAUAUCGAGUACAAUAACUCUCCUCGUCUGA
Messenger RNA from Cooperia oncophora, 243 nucleotides. The record is from the annotation of a GenBank genome assembly. NCBI's taxonomy places the organism in Eukaryota, Metazoa, Nematoda, Chromadorea, Rhabditida, Trichostrongylidae.